Molecule: messenger RNA, 5076 nt
Organism: Penaeus monodon (black tiger shrimp)
Lineage: Eukaryota; Metazoa; Arthropoda; Malacostraca; Decapoda; Penaeidae
Product: homeobox protein homothorax-like
Exons: 7
Coding region: 1-567 (188 amino acids)
Biological process (GO): eye development; positive regulation of cell population proliferation; positive regulation of transcription by RNA polymerase II
Molecular function (GO): DNA-binding transcription activator activity, RNA polymerase II-specific; RNA polymerase II cis-regulatory region sequence-specific DNA binding
Source: RefSeq, a predicted model, not a curated record
AUGGAAAUGAACACAAAGGGGAACAGAGAAAUUAAAGUAGGUGUUUAUAUGACUCUUAUCAGAAGUAAGAAGAGCCCAGCUGGACUUCACUCUCGCCUUUUUCACGAGUUCGAAGGUGACGCCAGCAACGCCAGUAUCGGCUCCGGGGAAGGCACGGAGGAGGAUGAGGAUAACAAGAAGAACCAGAAGAAGCGAGGAAUUUUCCCCAAAGUCGCCACAAACAUUCUCCGGGCUUGGCUCUUCCAGCACCUCACGCACCCAUACCCAUCUGAGGACCAGAAAAAGCAGCUGGCGCAGGACACAGGCCUAACUAUUCUUCAAGUCAACAAUUGGUUCAUCAAUGCACGGCGUCGCAUAGUGCAGCCAAUGAUUGAUCAAAGUAACCGCGCUGUGCCGCACUUUUCAGGUCCCGCGGGUGCCUACUCUCCCGAGGCGGCUUCCAUGGGCUACAUGAUGGACGGUCAGCAACAUAUGUUCCGUGGAGCAGAUCCGUACACCGAUCAUGCUGCAGCUGCGGCGUACUACGGGCACCAAGCGGCCGCAUACAAUUACCCUCAUCAUCUAUAGGUCCGCGUGUAGCGGCGUAGAGCGUCUCGUGAGCGCGGUCGGCCCUGACGCCCCAGCAAGCCGGAGUCCAGACGACCUUGACUUGUCUACGCCGUGCCCACGACGCGUCGGCGACGUGUCCACGACGUUGAGAGUGUUCUGAGGUGUAUUUUUUUUAAGUGUGUGUCGGCGGGACCGGCGGCGACAGAGAGAGACUGUCGUGAAGCGCCGCCGGCCGCCCUUCGCUGCGACGCGGCGGCGGCGUCAGGGGAACUGUGUACAUAACCUUAGCGUCUCGUGCAUAGUGUUUGUGAGGACGGUCAGAAGGAGGCGGCGCGAGCUGUGGCCAGGAAAGGGGGCACGGAAAGGGGGCGUGGCGGAGGGUAUACGACGACGCUUUUGUUACUUUCGGGCAGGGCAUGACACCCGCCUCCUCAUUCCGCCGCACGGGCGUGUCCUGUGGGAAGUGCGUGUGUGUGUGUAUGUGCGUGCGUGCAUGCGGUUGCGUGCAUGUACGUGCGUGCGUGCCCGUAUGCGCCCAGGGCCUUCGUGUCGAGGGAACAGCGGGCGCCACAUCCAUCUGCGGCCUCCACCUCAUCCACCUCGUCCACCGCUGUCGCCCCUCGCCUUCCGCUGCCACCACCGGAAGCCCGACGCUGAAGCCUCCUCCGGUGCCUCAGGGCGGGCCGCCUCUCGUGGUGGCAGCAGUGACUUCAGUGACAUCUGCCCACUUGACUGAGCAUCCCGAGGGCUCUGCUUGAAGGGGGGGGCGAGGCAGCAGUGGCAGGAGCAGGAGAAGCGAGAGGAGCGGAGGAAGGAGCAUCCCCCCCCCCUCUACCCCCCCUGGAGCACAUGUGGAGCUCCAGGGUAGAAGGAGCGUGUGACGUCAUACGAUUGGUAAAGAUGUCGAUUUUUUUUGUUUUUGUUUUUUCUUAAUUCAGUGACCAGCAAAUCGGGAAAACAAUGGACAAUGACUUGUGUAUUUUUCGAGUGUAUUUAGAAAUGACCUGAGAGAGAAAAAGAAAGAGAGAAAGAGAGAGAAAAAAAAAGAUAAAAGGUCUUUGGUAAAUUCUAAACCAAAUUUCAGAAAACAAAAAGAAGCUACAUCCGCCUGCUACCCCCACCCCCCACCCCCCCCCCACAUCGCCGCCAUGCGCCCCGGGUCAAAGGUCAAGAACUCUUGACCUAAACAAUGACCUAAGCUCGCCUCUGUGACCCCCCAAACUCAGGAAAAGUGUGAUGGCAGGAUGAACCAAGCAUGGUGGUAAUUUAGCCUACCCGAAGUGUAAAUGUUUUGACUCUUUUUAACUACCCGACCUUUUUUUCAAUCCUUUUCUUUUUUUUUUGACCCCCUUUCCUUCCUUCUCUCCUUCUUUCCUUUCUUUCUUUCUUUUCCUAUUCCUGCUUCAAUCGUCUGAAACCGAUAUUCUUCUUCAUUUCCCUUCCCUCCUUCCUUCCCUCCUUCUCUCCUUCCUUCCCUUCUUUCCUCCUUCCUUCCCUCUCCUUCCUUCCUUCAUCUCCCCUCCUUUGUUUUGAUCCUUGUAAAUGCACUUAAGUCUCGUUUGUUAUCGGGUGUUGACCCAUCCCACCCCACCAUCAUCUACAUACAUGCAUACAUAUACAUAUAUAUAUAUAAAUAUUAUAUAUAAUAUAGUAUCCUGAAUUACCAUCGGUUGGAACACCGAUUACCUCACUCCCAGACCGGGUUAAGAGUCUUAUCAACGUUGAUCAACAUUAACACCUAACCUCUCUGACAACUCAACCUCGAUUUGACAAGGUGUAAUGACCCCCCCUCCCCUCCCCUCCCCUCCCUUCCCUCCUUUCCCUUCUCCCUUCCCUCUUUUCCCUCUCACUCUCACUCCUUUCCCUCCCUCCUUGUAAAAUUUGCAAUCUCAUCGAACUAUCUGGCUAUCCCAUUCUCCCCCUUCUUCUCUCUUUCUUUCCCUCCCCCAAUUUCCCUCCCCUCUUCCCUCUCCCCCUAUUACCCCCUCCCCCUCCCUUCUCCCCUGUUACCCCCUCCCUUGCAACAUGCCUGACCUUUGCACUUUGAUAUUGCAGAAAGUAAAAGCGAUGGAGUUUCCCCACUGGCGGAUGUAUACGACUGUUCAUUUUGUAUACGAUUGGAUCUUGUAUAUUGUAAUGUUCUAUCUCAUUAGGUGGUUUUGAAUGGUACUUUUUGGACAGACUUUCUGCAAUACUUUGUGGAUUUGAUUGAUGAUAAGUAAAAAAAAAAAUGAAUAAAGUAGAUUUAAAAAUGAUUGCGGACAUGAUACCUCGAUUUUGAGAGAUGGAGAACAUCAGUAACAUUAAAUAAAAAAAAAGUUGAAUUGUAGUUAUUAGAAAAAAAAAACUGAAACAAAAACAGAAACGUUUACCAGCGUAUCAUAUAUACAAUAAGCCUUGUGAUAUAAUGGUUUUCGAAAAGUGGUCAGAAGAAAAAGGGAAUACGAACAGAGAGAGAGAAAUAAAUAAAUAAAUAAAUAAGGAAGAAGUGUAACACCUCCCCCCCCCUCACUGAAUGCAAUAACUCCAUAACACGCUUCUUGGUGGCUGGUGUAUCAGCCCCCACCCCCCCUCCCUCUCGUCCCUGCAAGGAGCGCUAGAACUCCGUCAGAAACAAGAGAGAGAGAGAGAGAAAGAGAGAACAGGCGUAAGCAGUAGUGCCAGCUCCGCAAGACGCCAGUGUUACCACCAUCUUUAUAGCAUUAUAACGUAAUAUUCCGUUGUUGCCCUCCUCCCCUCCCUCCCUCCCUCCCUACCUCCUUCACUCACCUCUUCCCCAUCACCAUCAACCCCAUCAUCUUCCUGUCUAUCCUUGUCCCAUUUCUUCCCGUUUUUUACGUCUUCCUCUUCCCCCUUUCCCCCCUUCUCCCUUUCCCUUCCCCCUUCCCCCUCCCCCUUCCCCUUCCCCUUCCCCUCCCUCCUCCCUUCCCUCCCCCCCUUUCCUCCACAAACAGGACAACGCUGGGAACUUUUUUUUUUGUCUGGUAACACUGUGGGGACAGCUCGCUACCCCCCUACUUAACUUUGUAUAAUAGGUAACAUUUAAAUAAAAAUAAAAAGAGUUAAAAAAUACGAACAAGAAGAUAUAAAAUAAAAAAUAAAUAAAAUAAUGAAUAACCAACACACUUUUCACACAUGCAGCAAUAUUGAUAUUAUUUCUGUGAUGUUAUGUGUUAUAAAAAACCUGUUUGGAUGCCCGCUGUAGAGCAUCAAAGGGAACGUGAGUGGGAUUUCUGUACUGUUUACUUGUUUACUCCUCGAAGGGUAAACAAACAGAGGGAACAGCCCGUGACACGCACACUCACCUUCGGCGAUCUAUGAUAACUGAUUAUUGCUUUGUUAUUGUUCCUUUUUUUAUAAUUAUUAUUAUUAUUUUUCUCUCGUGUCUUUCCUAUGUAGUAAACAAAACAAAACAAAAAAAAAAGAAGAGAAAUUUUCCAGAUAGAACGAGCUGUCUGUGUAAGUGGUAAGUGCACCCUUUGUAUUAAUGAUUUAAAAACGUUAAAAAAAAAUCAUAAAAAUUUAAAGUGAGUAAAUUUUUUCCCAUGAGAGACAGAUGAAAAAAAAAAGUUUAAAAAAAGAAAAAAAAAAUUACAUCCUGACCACAAAAUUCAGCAAAUUUCAUUUUUUAACGAUUCGGGGUAUUCUAUGUAUGAUGUGACCUUGUUUUUCUUCCAAAGGGUGUGACCUCGGGUUUCCAAAGGGCGAAACCGGGGGGGCGCGGGCCUGACCUGUGAAGUUUUUCAAUAAAAAGAGAGUGUAUGGUUUGGAAGUUUGGAAGGGUUUAUAUAUUACUAUGAGCAGAUGUGGAAGUUUUAUUUUGGACUGACAGAACCCUCGUUAACUUAAUUGAUGCUGAGAAAGUGCUUGCAAAAUAUUCGGCAGUUGUAUACUAUCAGUGAUGAGUGUUUUUUUAUACAUAUUUUUUUUUUCUUGGAUUUAUAUAUCAAUUUUCAUACCUUGUACUAAUUUCAUUGCAUUGCAUUAUGUAUAAUUCUUUUCUGAAUUAUGGGAAAUUAUGAAACAUCAUAUUAUUUUCGUAACUGUUGAGGAAGAUUUUAAACAAUAAAACAAAGGAACUAGUUUGUCUUACUACUGAGCUCUUCUGUUGCCACCUUGUAAUAUUAUAAAGCUGUUUUUGGCGUCAGUGGACCCUGUAUGGUUAGGUAACUGUGUAGUAUUAAAAGUCUAUCAGAUUUCCAAGCUGCUUUUUCUUGGUUUUGUAAAUACAGGACAUCGUGAACCUACCACCGCCUCUGAGCUGUGCGGUGCUGUAGUUGCGAUAUUUCUACAGUGGUUGUAUAUUUGUAUCCUAAAUUCAACUUCUCAUGAAGAAAACAUUGUUACAACAAAGUUCAAAAUGUCUGCAAUUCUGUAAAAUACAUUUUUUAGCUCUUAUAAUAGACUCAUAAGAAUUUAGUUAUCCGUUAUCCAAAUUCUUCUUUCCAGUCUGCAUUCAAUGAAAGCAUGAAAUGCUGGAUAUUUGUGUAUAUGAUUUUUCCAAAAAUAAACGUGUUUUAAACUAUG